AUGGUUCCUUCCGAUAUUAUACCCAUGCCUCUUCCCGAGCCUGAGAUCUUCGUCGACGUCGCUAUAGCGGGGGCUGGUCUUGGCGGUCUCGCGCUGGCAGUUGGUCUGCAGGAGCGAGGUUUUAAGUCGGUAAUGCUCUUCGAGGCCGUGCCUUACUCCCGCUCCCAAACCGGCACAAUUUUCGCAAUACCAGCCAACCGUGGGGUGGGCCCGAGCCCAAGAGGAGGAGGUGAAACCCCCAAGAAGUCAGGAGGAGCGAUGGAGCAGCACCAGCGUCAAGUCGUGGUGGUUCGUGCGAAGAUUCUGGUCGCAGCAGAUGGCGUGCGAUCAGCUGUGCGAAAUCAGAUGAUUGGAGACUCGCCACGGUAUCUGGAGCAGAUUGGUUGGAAUGCACUUGUGCCAAAUCCGCCAAGUGCGAGAGUCUACCCACAAGAAGAUGAGGAGUUACUUUUUUAUAUGGAUGAGGUUAUGGGUUACCAGAUGUAUCUGAUUGAUAUCGGCCACGGGAAGACCUUUUGGCAGGUUCGUGUUCUUGACCCUGAUAGCAAGCUGAAGUCCGAGCUCAAACUAACACCCUUCGGGGGAUUCGGGAAACCAGGUGUCAAAGACCGUUUGAUGUGCCACGUCAGCAAGAACAUUGCGGACCCAUCAGGCCAUGACAUCUGGCAUACCGUGCUUCAGGCGGUUACCACAACGGACCCCGGUAACAUCUACGAGCGGUGGAUGAUGGACAGGCCUCCUCGAAAGGAUUCUUGGAGCGACCCCAAGUGUGGUAACAGGGUUGUUCUAAUGGGGGAUGCUGCACAUGCCAUGCACACUGGCCCAGGGCAGGGGGCUCAGAUGGCUUUUGAAGAUGCACACCAGCUGUCCCUAUGCCUUUCUGACGUCAAGGAUGUGCUUGCCGAGCCUGCUGCCGUGGCUGCUGCGGUUCGGGAGUACGAGGCUCGGCGGAUUGACAGGUGUGUGAGGGUGCAUGCAUACGCCACUGGGUCACAUGGGUUCGGAGAGGAGGGGAAAGUUGUGAAGGCGCUCUCUCCACCAGAGAAGAUGAGAAGGUUUAUGGAGUUUAGGAGUUGGGUCCAUGCGUACCCAGACAAGAUUAAAGGUGACCCUGAAUCCACCUACUUUAAAUGA
Molecule: messenger RNA, 1134 nt
Organism: Closterium sp. Yama58-4
Lineage: Eukaryota; Viridiplantae; Streptophyta; Zygnematophyceae; Desmidiales; Closteriaceae
Source: the annotation of a GenBank genome assembly